Messenger RNA from Homalodisca vitripennis (glassy-winged sharpshooter), 7885 nucleotides. RefSeq names its product protein alan shepard (gene shep). The coding region runs from base 103 to 1644 and encodes 513 amino acids. The transcript is spliced from 12 exons. NCBI's taxonomy places the organism in Eukaryota, Metazoa, Arthropoda, Insecta, Hemiptera, Cicadellidae. The record is from RefSeq and is a predicted model, not a curated record. Gene Ontology annotation, cellular component: nucleus; ribonucleoprotein complex; cytosol. Gene Ontology annotation, molecular function: poly(U) RNA binding; poly(A) binding; mRNA 3'-UTR binding.
UAUAGCUGUUACAACAAUGAUAUGCAAGUAUUACAUUAAUUGAGUUAGUCAAUUUGUGCUAUUUGGUGAAGAAAUUUGUCAGAAAUAAGUUAUAAAGAGAAAAUGGUUUCAAAUUUGUACAUAAACCUAAGGUGUGGCCAGAUGCAAGGGUACCCCCAGCCAGUCCAGCACGGCGGGCCUCUGUACGCCAGCAACACUGCAGCGUACUACAGGCCGCCUGCUCCCGCCCCACGCACCCCCCGCCCUGUCCCGCCGCCACCACACAUAACCAACCAGUCCUACACCAAUGGGACCAACGGGCCACGCGCCCCCGCCUCCCCCUACCCGGCGAUGAAGGGAGGGCCCCGCACGGGCGGCAACCCCUACCGAGCCGCGGGGGUCAGCUGGGGGCCCCAGCCCGCCUACACCGGCACCCCCCCUGCCGCCACACAGAUCCGGUACACCACCGGCAACGCUGUGCCCUACACUCAGCCGUAUCCCGCCUCGUAUGGGGCGCAGAGGGUGCCGACAGCAGCGUCACCCGCCAACACCAACUCUAGCAGCAGCAGCAACACGGGCUCACAGAGUGGCACGCUGAGCACUUCACUCAGCAACAACAUGGCGCCUCAGAGUGGGGAGCAGCAGCUCAGCAAGACCAACCUGUACAUCCGCGGGCUCACACAGAACACCACGGACAAGGAUCUGGUCAACAUGUGUUUACCAUUUGGAUCAAUUAUUUCCACAAAGGCAAUUUUGGAUAAAAACACAAACAAAUGUAGGGGUUACGGGUUUGUUGACUUUGAGUCAAACAUGUGUGCGGAAGCAGCAGUGAAAGCUCUGCAGGCUAAGGGGAUCCAAGCGCAGAUGGCGAAAGUGGGUAUCACACAGCCUCGGGCACCCGCAAGUCAACAGGAGCAGGACCCCACCAACUUGUACAUCGCCAACCUGCCCUCCCAAUACAAGGAGACUGACCUCGACAACAUGCUGAGCAAAUACGGACAGGUGGUCAGCACCCGCAUACUGCGAGACCCUGAUGGCGUCAGCAAAGGUGUCGGCUUCGCCAGGAUGGAAUCAAAGGAGAAAUGUGAACUGAUCAUCUCCACUUUCAACAACCACAUGGUUCAAGGUUCGAAGGAGCCGCUGCUGGUCAAGUUUGCCGACGGUGGCCAGAAGAAGCGAAGCCCUUUCCGCAACGACAACCGCAUGUGGAGGGAAGCCACUGAGGCAUUAUGUGCUCAGGGAGGCCACGUUACCUACGACCCAACCGGGCUAACACAGAACGGUGUGGCUGCCCAACAUAUGAUUCCCGCGUACAACCCUCGCUACGCGACGCAGCCCCUCACUACGUACCCACUGCACACCCAGGCCCACUGGCCGAUGCAGUACGUCAUGCAUCCGCCUCCGCACUUGACCCAAGUGGACAACCAUGGAGUGUUGCAGAUGAUGCAAGAUCCCAGCGCUAUGCAAUACAAUGUGAUACCACAACUGACAACCCAGAUGCAUACUCUUCAACUGACCACUCCUCCGUACAUUGCCGGUGCUCACCCAUACCCAUUCUACUCUGCCCCCUCCAUCAUCCACCAGCUGCCCAUGGCGGACAAUGAACAUAAUUCCAACACUGCGUCGCCCGAAGAGGCGUAUACCGCCUACCCGCCGCCCAAGUGAGACGCUGCUACACUCCAGACUUGCUGUCAAACACCCAGCGAACAGUGAUAAGUGAUCCUCACAACAGCUUGUAACUGUCGUCGUGUCCAGUGUUUGUCUGACAACAAACUGUGUUCUGUUUCAGGAGACGCUGCUACACUCCAGACUUGCUGUCAAACACCCAGCGAACAGUGAUAAGUGAUCCUCACAACAGCUUGUAACUGUCGUCGUGUCCAGUGUUUGUCUGACAACAAACUGUGUUCUGUUUCAGGAGACACUGCUACACUCCAGACUUGCUGUCAAACACCCAGCGAACAGUGAUAAGUGAUCCUCACAACAGCUUGUAACUGUCGUCGGUGUUUUUUCUUAUACAUAAUGUAGAUUCAUAAAAUUUUCAAUGAUUUCAGUCAGGUACUAGUCAUAAAUUAUUGUAAUAACAAAAAUGAUAUAUUAGCUUAGAAUGUUAACAAAAUUUUGGAAAUCGAGCUUGAUAAUUAUGGCAAAGGGUAGCGUGUGCCAAGUUCUCACACUUUUCUUCUCUCUCCCCCCUUAAUAUCAGCUCAAAAUGAAUAAAAGCGUGACAAUAAAUUAGUGAGAUUACCUCGGGCUUAAAACAAAUAUUACAUCCUCAGAUCAUUAAUCACGGGCUUAAAUAUUACAACCUAAAUCUCAGAGACGACCUAUUUAUAUUUUUGUACCAACUUGGCACACUUAAAGUAGACUCACAAGUGAAGACACGUUCAUUCGAUACAUUUCAUAUACAAAAUGUACGUCUCUAUUUUAAGAUGGUGCUAAAUUAUACACGAUAUUUAUUUACACAGCAUAAAAUUUAUGGAACGAAUAUUCUGUACAAAAUCACUACAUCUUCUACCCUUCCUACAAGAGUAGUGCAAUAUGUUGAAAAUCGAGUGCACACAGUUGUUACAGAUAAUUUAAAAAGUAUAUGUAAAAGAAGAUGAUAUAUCGAUUUAUUUAUAAAUUAUAUUUAUAAACUAUUGUUAAAAGUUAAAGCCAUUACGAGUUGCCAUGAAAGAAGCUGGUGUAGAAAUCGUCUGAUAGAGGUUGGUUCUUGCGGUUGCGCAAGCAAAUACUUGAAACAGGCUUUUAAAAUGUUUUAUCUGUCAAGGGUUUGCUGUGUACACAUUGUUGCUUAGGCUUUACGUAAACAAAUCCUAAAAGUUUGCAAUUUGAAAGGAUUAUUAUAAAAAAAAUAAAAACGAUCAGCUAACGAUACAUUACUCGAUUUGAACAAUUUUGAUUUUGAAUGAUAUACCAAUGGUCAUUAGCUGAUUGUUUUUCCAGAUAAAUGGCAAUACAGAAUGUUUACACCGUAAAUCCUUUGAUCGAUUUGCCCUUUCCGGCUAAAAUUUGUUCUCAUAUUUUUUAUUAAUAAUUUUCCACAACUAAGUAUACAAGAUUCAGUAAACUAUACAUAUCAGAGUUGAAGUUAUAUUUUAGGCUAGAUCUGUAACUCGUGUACUAGCAACCUAGCCAUCUAAAAGCUCGAUACUAGACCCAGAAAGUACCAUUUGGCCUCAUACCAUGAUUAGUUUUUUUGGAUAUGCCAUUGUUGAUUUUUGAAAUAUUUAUAUUAUGUUAUAGCUAUUAUUAGUUGUUCUAUGCCAAAGGAACUAACCUCUAGGCUUCUUGCGAAGCGUCCAACUAAGGUCUUUCUUUAUUUACAUUUGGUCCGCAUUUUUCACCCUCCGGCCGAUUUUAUUGGGAAUUGAAAAUACUGUUCUUUGGUUAUGCGACCGACGAGGGUUACUCCAACGUUCGUUCAUUACAAAUAAACACUCGUUUGCAGGAGACGUUUGCAAUUUUUAAGGGUUGACGGAAAAGUAUUAGAUAUUUUUUAAAUUUUACUUGUCCACUGAUCUUCUUUGAAACAAACAAAACGAUCGCAUGCGAAAGUCCGAUUUGGUUUUAUAAACGUGACACGGUCUUCUUUGACACUUUUGUGCCCCUCGAGUGUGUGUGUAGGAACGGAAGGGAGGGUGAGCAAAGCGGACACGGACAGCAUAUCGUAUUGUAACGGUAGAGUAGAUAAGGUGUGUUGUGUAAUUCAAAGUCAUUGUUUGUUACAUUGUUAUAUACAGUGUCUGCGCAGUCCGUUCGCCACUGCCACCGCCUUGUAUUUGUAACUUCCAGCAUAUCUUCUACCCUCGUAAACGUAAUGUAUUGUGUCGUGUCCAUGUAUAGCUGCUUCCAUAUAUAAUAGCAUGCAUCGACGUUUUUAUAUUUAACACCUAGUUGACGGCUGACAUACCCAUUGCCUUCACUCGUUUAAUCGAACUCCGUUUAUUCUUCGUUUGAAUAAUUUCUUUAGAAUAAAAAAAAAUCGUUAACCAGGUCUGCAGUUCUAAAACAUAAAAAUAAUGUCUUUAAUUGGUACUCAUGUGAGUUGAGUUUAUUAUAUUUAUGAAAUUUAUUUUGAAUUAUAACAUAUGGAAUAAAAUUGGCGUCGUGCUUUAAAACUUUUUUUUAUCAAAGUAUUGCAUGGUUAAAAGUGUCAGUGAAAAUGAUAAAAUCUGUAUUCAAUAAACAAUUCUACGACAUUAGUGUAAAGCAGCGAUGAUAACUUUUGCAGAAAGUAUGUAUAUUUUAUCAGUGAAUUUUUUACACUGAGCCCAUAUAUAUAUGAUGUGUUUUAAUUGUUUCAGUAGUAUUGUUUUAGCACGUAAUAUCGUUUUCUUAAACAUAAUCUUAUCGAAACAUGUCGAAAGCGGUAAGCAGUUCAGUGUAAGCUCGUGAAGCGCACACUGAAUGUAGAUAGGCUGCGUAAUGUUACAGGUUGAUAUAACGAUAGGCCUACUGUAGUUUUGGUCUCAUCAAGCGUCAAUCCACGUACUUAAACAGAUUUGGACAACUGGAAGCUUUAACUCAUCCGUCAUAUUAUCCUACUCUUACAAAUGUUGAGCAGUCAUUGCACAUUCGAAUAUUUAAUAUAAAUUACCAUUAAAUUCAUUCCCUGUAAUUUACCAAACAUUGGAAAUUUAAUGUAAAUUUUGAAGGCUGCAGAUCUUUUCUUUUGUUUAAUCCCUUUUCUAAUCGAAUGUAUAUUUAGCGUCAACCAAAUUAUUAAUACUUCUUCGCUAAUUUAUUAAUAAAGUCUUUCUGUGUGUUUUUACUAUACUAUUUAGGAGAGCGAGUUGUUAAAUAUCUCACUCGAAACCCUUUGUACAUGUACUAAAAGAUGAAAAUUAUAAUUACUAUCUAUCUAAAUGUUAUAUAUAUCCCAGUUAGUCUUCUUGGUGUCUGUAAGAGAAUAUUCGGGGACCAAAACCAUGCAGGGAGUCUCUUUCUGCCUUAUAUAGUGAUUGUUAUGUGUCUACCACGACUAUAUUACAUCGUGUGAUCUUCAUUGGCAUUCCUUGUACUCUUGAGCUUUCAGUGUCACGGGCAAUGGGUGUGUCCGCGACGAGUGAGCCUCUUCAACUUUCUCCAGCCGUGUAGCUUUCUUUUACAAAUUAUCAGAAUCAUUUACCUGUAUAGAAUGUUUCAUUUCCACUAGUUCACCUCUAUUUUUUGGCACUGAUUACUUCAAAAUUAUCGAAACAGAAAAUUUGUCAGAAAACACUUAUUAUAUUAAUCUUUCUGUACUUUUCUGCCAUUGUCCUUAUUUUUAUUGUUAUAGAUCAUUUAUCAGCUGGCAUUAGAUUUCCAGUGCAACAGUGCAUUACAACCUGUUGCGAUCAUUAAGUAACAUUAAAGAAUUUUUAUUUUAAUAGCGGAUUUUAAAAAUUAUUGGUUUUACUUGAGCGACCUUUCAGUUGUAGUUAAUUGAGAAAGUUGAACGUCUCACGAUAAAGAUAGCGUAGAUUACACUACUGUAUGUAAUUGACACUACUAUUUCCGUGAUAGACCGGCUAAGUAAGGUGCGAAGCGGCUGUCACUCGUAGAAAUCACAUGUUUUCCUUGUGGAAAAUUGUUCCUGAUUUGAAAACAGCCGCUCGCACCCCAGUCUACUAAUGUUCACUAGUGGGUCUUCCGAACUCAGAGGGAUAUAUUUUGUACGGGAGUUUACAACUAUUCGUUUUUCGGUGUACAGAAUCAAAGUGCCAAAAGGGCAGGGGCGGGCAGACCGUGCUGACACAGACAGAAACUGUUUAUUUUGAUAAACAUGUUACGUAGGACCUAUUUUUAUAAACAAUGAUUUUAAAGCCGGACGGCGGCGGUAGGAAGGCGAUGCCUUUUGUACGUUUCGUUGUGCGCCUUGUUUUGUUGUCUUUUGACGACCUGAUUUGUGAAUAUUUUGUUUUAUAUUUGUAGAGUAUACAGAGAAUUAUGCGGCAUAGAAGCCGUUCGUGUAAAUUAAUUGUAAAUAAAAUGCGCCUUAAUGGUAAAAACUUUGCGACAUAGAUCCCGUGCGGGCACUCUUUUAAACAAACGGAUUUCAUUUUGGCAGUUCGAUUUGGAAAAUGCUAUUUUUAAAUGUAAUCGCUGCAAAAGUUCGGGAUAAGUCUAGGUUUUAAGUAGGUUAGGUAAAUUAAGAUUUAAAUGAUUAGGUAAGAAAAGUAGAGUAGGAGUAGAUUAGGUUGUAGAAUAGAAGAGAAUUUAGGUUUUAAGAUGUAAAGUUUUUGAGCGGAAUUCGGAUUGCGGACAGUUUAUUUUUAAAUAUUAUUUAUUUUAUAUUUAUCGAGGAUUUUCAUUCCAUGUUGGAAUAUAUAAAUAUUAUAUAUAUCGUGAAUCCGAAUUGCGCUCACUGCUAAACAGAGUUAUUUAUAGCUAUUAAGAUAGGAUAGAUUCGAAGAAUUGGGGAAAGGUUUGAAAGAGUUGUAAAAAAAGUCAAAGUAAAUUUAUUUUGAAUUUUGUAAGUUAAUGUCUCGUGAUGUCUUGUAGUAUAGUAGUACCACUUGUAAACUGAGGCCCUGACGCCACAUUAUGGGUGGUAUCGAUAGUGGAAUUUGUAAACGUUCCAUUAUUUAUACCUUCUUUUCUUGUUCCAAUUUUUCCUUUUUUUGUAAAAUAAAGUUUAAGGCUAGAUUGUAAAAAAACUAGUUCUCUUAGUUAGUACUGUUGAUAGUGGUUAAGAUUUGUGUGAAGUUAGUCGAUAUUAUUGGGAAAGUCUGAUAGGACAUCAACUGGUUCCAGAGAGCAUUCUAAAGGUAUUUAGUUCACAGCUCAAUCCGGUCAGGUCAGUUCGGAGAGUUAGCGUUUCAAAAUACAGUAGUGGACUUCAAAUUAGGGUAGGUUUUAUACAAUUUUUUGGGGGCCGAGAAGGAAACAGGGAUUGUAGAGUAGAAUUUUUGACAUCUGUUAUAUCAUACUUUGCCAAGAUUUUGUACAAAAGCCACUUACAUUGACUAGACUAGCCUCGGGUACCGCUGAUCGGACGGCGAGAUGUGAGUGAGCGGUAGUAGUGUCCGACCACUGAUGAUCGCUAGCGCCUGGUGCAAUAUAAAACUGUGCUAACAUUAGCGUUACAAAACUAAGACUUCAUAUUCCAAAGAUUCGUUUUUACUUGUCUGUGAGUAGUGUCGGGAGGUGAUGUUUUGUUAUUUUAAAUCCAUGACAAAGAGUUGAUAAGUAGCAUAAUUAUUGUAUUUAUUGUCACUGUUACCGUUAUCGAGUUUGAUUGUGUUGUGGUGGAGAGUUUGCUACAUUCCGUGGUUAGAUAGUCAGUCGUCUCACUGGAUGGGGACUGCAGGAUUUGUUUUUGUUGUCCUUUAUUUGUAUAAACAUUUUUAUUGGUACUACUAUGACAUUCUAAAAUCGUGAAACACACUUACAAAAACUGUUGAUUUAUUAAAUUUUCGGAUUUAAUGUCUAUUUGUAUUUUAAAUUUCAGUAAUGUUUAUUGAUUGUUUUGUGUAAUUUAUUACUGUACUUUGUAAUUAUUUGUGGAUAAAAAAUAACAGUUGUAGUAAUUACUUUGGAUUUUGUAAAUAAAAGUAUUGUAAUUGUAUUACUUUGCGGUUUUAUUCUCAUCUGCAGAUGAAUACACCGUUAUGCAAUCGGUCUGUCAAUCUUUUUGUUUUUGUGAUGCUAUGCAGCUGUGAGGCGCUAAACACUGGUGGCCUCGUCUGUCCCUUCUCUUUUCCUCACGCUCCAGACGCCCAUGAGGGAACCAAGUUAUCUUAGAUAAUUUAGUGGUAAGCAGCGAAUGUAUGUGACAAAGUUUGGAUAUAUUUUGUUUUCCAAAGGUAAAUGAAAGUUAACAGGCUUUCCGUAUUUGUUUAAUUCUUUUGUUUUUUUUUUAAGAAAUGAUGUAAUUUGUCCAGUUUGUACUGAUCCUAAUAAAGAUCUGUAUCUUGGAUAA